This is a messenger RNA of Hepatospora eriocheir, 852 nucleotides long. The record is from the annotation of a GenBank genome assembly. Lineage: Eukaryota; Fungi; Microsporidia; Hepatosporidae.
AUGAGUCUUAAAAAGAUAAACACUGCUAAGAAAAAUAAAGAUUGGAAAAAAUUCUUAAAGAUAUCAAAUAUAUUAUACAUUAUGUAUUUUAUUUUUUACAUAUUGAUAGUAACAUUCAUUAUUAUAUUUUAUUGUGUUUUAUUUUAUAAUAAAGAAAAACUAGAUAAAAACACCGAAUUUGAUUUUUCAAAAAUUAUACAUUCGUUUGUUGAAUAUAACGAUUGUAUACCAAGCUUUGAAGAAACAAAAAUUAAUAACAGUAAUCAAGAAGAUCAGUAUGUAAUAGAAACACGUUAUAGAUUGAAAUAUUGUAGCAAUCUGUACCAAAAUAAGAGCAGUUAUUGUAAAAGAGAACAAUAUUUACUUAUUAAAAAACCAAACUCUGAAUUAGACAUUGAGAAUUCAGAAAAUAACAACAUUCAUCAUCUUUGUAAAAAGACUAAUAAAGAAAACAUAAAUGUUAUUAUUGAAUAUUCAGUUUUCAAAAAUGGAAUGUUAAAAAGUUUCAAAGAUUCCUUUGAAAAAAUUUUUGAAUAUUAUAAGAAUGAUAAUGAUUUAAAUAACAUAAAGGAGGAAAUAUAUGGAACUCUAUUAUUUUAUCAGAAAAUAUUUAAUUAUGAUUCUAAUGAUAAAGAGAAAGAGAAAGAGAAAGAGAAAGAUAAUGAUAAAGAGAAAGAGAAAGAGACACGGGAAUAUUAUAUUUGUAUUGAUUGUUAUAAAAAAUUGAAUGAUAUAUUGGAAGAAGUAGAAAAAUUUGCAAAUGAUUGUGGAAAACACACAGAAGGGAAAACUAAAAAUUUUGUAAAAUUUUGUUAUGAUGAAUUUGUAAACAAAGAAGUCAAUGUUCCUUGA